AUGGAAGGUUCGGAAAAGUCCUCCGGGGCUGAAGAACGCCAAUAUGAUACCGAAAGCGCCAUGACCAUCAUGGGCGACGAAACACCCCGCAACGGAACUCCCGCCAAAGCUAAUGAUUGGAGCAUGCUGUCCAAGCUUCAGGGUGACAAUGAACGGGCCCUCGCCUCAGGGUUCAAGAGACAAGAGCUGGGUGUCAGUUGGAAAGAUCUUUCCGUACAGGUCAUCAGCUCCGAGGCCGCGGUCAACGAGACCGUGCUCUCGCAGUUCAAUAUUCCCACUAAAAUCAAAGAAGGUCGACAGAAGCCUCCUCUACGCACCAUUCUCAACAAAAGUCAUGGCUGCGUCAAACCCGGUGAGAUGCUGCUUGUCCUGGGCCGCCCAGGAGCCGGUUGCACUACCUUGUUGAAGAUGCUUGCGAACAGACGAGGAGGAUAUAAGUCGGUGGAAGGUGAUGUUCGCUUUGGCUCCAUGCAGCCAAAGGAGGCCGAAGCCUACCGAGGCCAGAUCGUCAUGAACACCGAGGAGGAGAUCUUUUUCCCAAGUUUGACGGUUGGUCAAACCAUGGAUUUCGCCACUCGCCUCAAGGUUCCCUUUAACCUCCCCGACGGCAUGACAGCCGCCGAGUACCAAGCAGAGUCCAAGAAAUUCCUCCUGGAAUCAGUCGGAAUCUCCCACACCGAAAACACCAAGGUUGGCAACGAGUAUGUUCGUGGAGUCAGUGGUGGUGAACGCAAACGUGUCUCUAUCAUCGAGACCAUGGCCACCCGAGGCUCAGUCUUCUGCUGGGAUCAGUCAACACGAGGUCUGGACGCCUCCACUGCCCUUGAAUGGGCCAAGGCCAUUCGCGCUAUGACCGACACCCUCAACCUCGCAACUGUUGUUACCCUCUACCAAGCUGGUAACGGAAUCUACGAUCUUUUCGACAAGGUUCUCGUCCUCGAUGAAGGAGAGCAGAUAUACUACGGUCCCAGAGAGCAGGCUAGGCCCUUCAUGGAGGAAAUGGGCUUCAACUGUCUCGAGGGCUCUAACGUUGCCGAUUAUCUCACUGGUACCACCGUUCCCACUGAGCGCAAAAUCCGCGAAGGCUAUGAAAGUCGCUUCCCUCGCAACGCCGAAGCCCUCAGAAUUGAAUACGAGAAGUCGCCCAUCCACGCUGAGAUGAUAGCAGAGUACUCUUAUGCCGAUUCCGACGUCGCCCGCGCACGCACCGAGGAGUUCAAACAAGGUGUGGCCUUUGAGACUUCCAAGAAUCUACCAAAGAACAGCCCCUUCACUGUCGGAUUUGUCGAUCAAGUGAAGAUUUGUGUGCAGCGUCAAUAUCAGAUUCUCUGGGGUGACAAAGCUACAUUCAUCAUUAAGCAGCUGGCCACACUGGCCCAGGCUUUGAUCGCUGGAUCUCUCUUCUAUAGUGCACCCGACAAUUCGGGUGGCCUGUUCGUGAAAUCUGGUGCCCUUUUCUUCUCCCUUCUUUACCAGAGCUUGUUGGCCAUGAGUGAAGUAACCGAAUCCUUCUCUGGCAGACCUGUUCUGGUCAAGCAUAAAGGAUUCGCUUACUUCCACCCCGCCGCCUUCUGCCUUGCCCAAAUCGCUGCAGAUAUCCCUGUUCUGCUCUUCCAGAUUUCCAUCUUUGGUCUAAUUGUUUACUUCAUGGUGGGCCUCACCAUGUCCGCCUCAGCAUUCUUUUCUUACUGGAUCAUCAUUUUCACUACUACAAUGGCAAUGACUGCACUCUUCCGUGCUGUCGGUGCUGUCUUUUCCACAUUCGAUGGCGCAUCGAAGGUUUCCGGAUUCUUGAUCAUGGUCACUGUUUUGUACAGUGGUUAUAUGAUCCCCAAGCCAACCAUGCACCCCUGGUUUGGAUGGAUUUUCUGGAUCGAUCCGAUCGCUUAUGGAUUUGAGGCUUUGCUGAGCAUCGAAUUCCACGGGAAAGACGUCAUUCCCUGCGUCGGCAACAACCUGAUUCCGACUGGUCCUGGAUACGAGAACGUCCAGGCGCACCAGUCCUGCGCCGGUGUGAAGGGUGCUAUCCAAGGCCAGAACUUUGUCACUGGUGACAACUACUUAUCCGCCCUUUCAUAUAGCCAUUCUCACCUGUGGCGUAACCUCGGCAUCAACUGGGCCUGGUGGGUGUUGUUCGUCGUUCUCACCGUCGUUGCUACUAGUAGGUGGAAGUCUCCUUCCGAGGCUGGCAACACCCUGGUCAUUCCCCGAGAGUACCUUCACAGACAUCUCAAGAACCAACCCAAAGACGAAGAAGGCCAGGUUUCUGAGAAGAGGGUUACUGAGGGUAAGAAAGAGGAGCCUGAGAAUCUCGACAACCAGCUGGUUCGCAACACCUCGGUCUUUACUUGGAAAGAUCUGUCCUACACCGUUUCCACCCCCACCGGCGACCGAUUGCUUCUCGAUAAUGUCCAAGGAUGGGUCAAACCUGGUAUGCUGGGUGCUCUCAUGGGUUCAUCCGGUGCUGGUAAGACCACCCUUCUUGAUGUUCUCGCCCAACGCAAAACCGAAGGAACCAUCAAUGGUUCAAUCAUGGUUGACGGUCGCCCACUCCCCGUCUCAUUCCAGCGUUCGGCCGGCUAUGUCGAGCAGCUCGACAUCCACGAACGUAUGGCGACUGUCCGUGAAUCAUUGGAAUUUUCUGCAUUGCUCCGCCAGCCUGCUACUACCCCUCGCGAGGAAAAGCUUGCUUACGUUGACGUUAUCAUUGACUUGCUGGAACUUCACGACCUGGCAGAUACUAUGAUCGGAAGUGUUGGAGCCGGAUUGAGCGUUGAACAACGCAAGCGUGUCACCAUCGGUGUCGAACUGGUUUCUAAGCCCAGUAUCCUUAUCUUCCUGGACGAGCCUACCAGUGGUCUUGAUGGCCAAAGUGCUUACAACACUGUUCGUUUCUUGCGCAGACUCGCGGAUGCAGGCCAGGCUGUCCUGGUGACUGUCCAUCAGCCAUCAGCGCAGCUGUUUGCCGAAUUCGAUCAACUUCUUCUGCUUGCUAAGGGUGGUAAGACUGUUUACUUCGGUCCUAUUGGACAGAACUCUUCUGAGAUCAAGACUUACUUCGCGCGUCACGGAGCGCCCUGCCCUCCCGAGACUAACCCUGCCGAGCAUAUGAUUGACGUCGUUUCUGGCCAGCUUAGCCAGGGUAAGGACUGGAGCAAACUUUGGUUGGAGUCCCCCGAGCACAGCGCGAUGCGCAAGGAGCUCGAUGAGAUCAUCUCGACUGCCGCGGCCAAACCCGAAUCUACCCACGACGAUGGUCGCGAGUUUGCAUGCACCUUGUGGGAGCAAACUAUGCUUGUCGGGAAGCGCACUUCCACCGCUCUAUACCGAAACUCGGACUACAUUAACAACAAGUUCGCUCUCCACAUCUCAUCCGGUCUGUUCGUUGGCUUCAGUUUCUGGAUGAUUGGAGAGUCAGUCGCCGAUCUUCAAAGUGUUCUAUUCUUCAUCUUCAAUGCUAUCUUCGUCGCCCCCGGUGUGAUUGCCCAGCUGCAGCCUACUUUCUUGGAGCGCCGAGACUUGUUCGAAGCCCGUGAGAAGAAGGCCAAGAUGUACUCGUGGAAAGCAUUUACCAUUGCUCUGGUCGUCUCCGAGUUCCCUUACUUGGUUGUCUGUGCCGCCCUCUUCUUCAAUUGCUGGUACUGGACCGCUGGUAUGGCUGUUGAUUCCAGCAAGAGUGGCAGCAUGUUCUUUGUCUUCUUCCUCUACGAGUUCCUGUACACUGGAAUUGGUAAAUUUGUCGCUUCUUACGCACCCAAUGCUGCCAUGGCUGCCAUGAUUAACCCCCUGAUCCUCGGUACAAUGAUCUCCUUCUGCGGUGUCUUGGUUCCCUAUGCCCAGAUUGUCAGCUUCUGGCGCUACUGGAUCUACUGGCUCAACCCCUUCAACUACCUGAUGGGUAGUAUGCUGGUAUUCGGCCUAUUCGACCGCAACGUCGAAUGCACAGACCAAGAGUACGCCCUGUUCAGCCCGCCCAGCGGAUCAACCUGCAUCGAAUAUCUGGGCGACUACAUGCAGACCAUCGGCGCUCGCAUGAACCUCGUCAACCCCGAAGCAACCUCCGACUGCCGUGUGUGUCAGUACACCCGCGGAUCCGACUACCUGGUGACAGUCAACCUCAACGACUAUUACUAUGGCUGGAGAGACACUGGAAUUGUGGCUCUCUUUGUGAUCAGCUCGUACGGGCUGGUCUUUGCUCUCAUGAAGCUGCGCACUAAGGCCUCCAAGAAGGCUGAGUAA
Molecule: messenger RNA, 4239 nt
Organism: Penicillium salamii
Lineage: Eukaryota; Fungi; Ascomycota; Eurotiomycetes; Eurotiales; Aspergillaceae
Source: the annotation of a GenBank genome assembly